UGAAACUGAGCGAUAUGCAUUACAGGCGCGUUAAUUGUAUUAAGCGCUACCAAGAGCAAUGAGUAUUUCGUCGAAGACUGUCUCCAUACCUUUGUAUUGCGACACAGGGCUCAUUUCAAUCAAUUUUUAUGCUAGCAAGCAUUAUAUGCCAGGAUAGGGGGUGAACGAAUAUUAAUAAAAAGUUCUUCAGACAUCCCAAAUAACCAAAAGUCAUAUUUCAAGAAAAAUACCCAUUUAUUUGUUUCAGGCCCCCUUAAUUUCCAAGUUUGUAAGAAUCACCCUAAAUGAUAUGAUUGUUGGCCGAAAACAUGUUUUUGGUAUUCAUCUAACUCCGCCAUUUCAUCACUUCUGCACAAAUUCGGUAUCAAGCCUUAAUGAACAGGAGCCCAUAAAGGAAAGCCCUCAUACAAAUAUCCGUAAAAAUUACAAAGGCAAGCUAUAUAAACAAGCCGAUUUAGCGACCAGUGUAGAAUAUUUUAAUUCUGAUGUAUUUAGAAAUACCUAUAAAGGAAAACCUGUAUGGUUUUACUACAGACGUAACUAUAAGGGACACUUCCCUUCGAGUAUAACAAGAAAGAAUUGUGUUCAUUUUGGAAAAUUCGUAAGCUCAAAUCCAUGCCCCAUUUGUCGUGAUGAAUAUUUAGUAUUAAGUCAUCGACACAUUGAACUGUUAAAGCAGUUUAUCAAUCCGGAUACUUUAGAAAUCUUUCCAUUGUCUAAAACUGGUAUAUGCAGACAUCAGUAUAAAAUUUUACAACAUGAAGUUGAAAAAGCUCGUGAUUUAGGUUUAAUUCAAACAUGGUUGCCUUUCUACCUAUAUAAUUACCAUGAUUAUUAUGAUUAUUUACCAAAGGAUCAAUUAAAUGAAUUACUUAAAAUCAAUAACAGCCAACUUACACAUCAAGAUGCUGUUAUAUCGUCAAAUGAUAUUGCCUCCUUACCGUUGGAUAUACAAGAAAUAUUAAAAGCGAAUCAAUCUAUACCACAUACAGAGGAAUUCACUAUUCAAUUACCAGAGAUUAAUAUUGAUCGACCAAAGGUCACCAAACGUUAUCAAAUGGAAGAAGAUUAUAAAGCGCUGUUGAUUCGUCGAAAACGAUCACGUUCAUUUAUUUUAAAUUGAAACAAAAAAAUCAAUAAUGAUGAUAACAUAUUUCAAACUCAGGGAAUAACUGUAAAGCUUGAAAUAUGUGUAUAUAGAAUAAAUGAAUUAAUAAAAAUGAAAGACAGUACUUUUGUAUCUAUGUUGGUGUGUACUCGCUUAUGUUUGUAAUGUGCUUGAUCGAUUGGUUUUC
Messenger RNA from Schistosoma guineensis, 1295 nucleotides. The record is from the annotation of a GenBank genome assembly. NCBI's taxonomy places the organism in Eukaryota, Metazoa, Platyhelminthes, Trematoda, Strigeidida, Schistosomatidae.